Molecule: messenger RNA, 1332 nt
Organism: Mucor velutinosus
Lineage: Eukaryota; Fungi; Mucoromycota; Mucoromycetes; Mucorales; Mucoraceae
Exons: 4
Coding region: 1-1332 (443 amino acids)
Biological process (GO): cytoplasmic translational termination
Cellular component (GO): cytosol; translation release factor complex
Molecular function (GO): sequence-specific mRNA binding; translation release factor activity, codon specific
Source: RefSeq, a predicted model, not a curated record
AUGUCAUCCACACAGCCAACUGACACCACCGACGAAAAUGUUGAGAUCUGGAAGAUGAAGAAGUUGAUCAAAAACCUCCAAAUGGCCAGAGGUAACGGUACUUCUAUGAUCUCCCUUGUUAUCCCCCCCAAGGAUCAGAUUUCCCGUGUAGUCAAAAUGUUGGCUGAUGAAUACGGUACUGCCUCCAACAUCAAAUCUCGUGUCAAUCGUUUAUCAGUCUUGUCUGCCAUUACUUCUACUCAACAACGUUUGAAGUUAUACACCAGAGUUCCUGAGAAUGGUUUGGUUGUUUACUGUGGUACCAUUAUCACGGACGAAGGCAAGGAAAAGAAGGUCAACAUCGAUUUUGAGCCUCACAAGCCCAUCAACACCUCUCUUUACUUGUGUGAUAACAAAUUCCAUGUUGAAGCUUUGUCUGAAUUGUUGGAUAACGAUGCCAAGUUUGGUUUUAUUGUCAUGGAUGGUAACGGUACCCUCUUUGGUACUGUGUGUGGUAAUGUACGCGACGUUAUUCACAAGUUGUCUGUUGAUUUACCCAAGAAGCACGGUCGUGGUGGUCAGUCCGCACUUCGUUUCUCUCGUCUCCGUGAGGAAAAGAGACACAAUUACGUCCGCAAGAUUGCUGAACUCGCUGUCCAGCUCUUCAUCACCAACGACAAGGUUAACUGUGUCGGUUUAGUUUUGGCUGGUUCUGCUGAUUUCAAGACUGAAUUGUCUCAGUCCGACUUGUUCGACCCUCGUCUCCGUGCAAAGAUUGUCAAGAUUGUCGAUGUUUCCUAUGGUGGUGAAAACGGUUUCAACCAAGCUAUUGAAUUGUCUGCUGAAGCCUUGUCCAAUGUCAAGUUCAUCCAAGAGAAGCGUUUGAUCGGCGAUUAUUUCAGUGAGAUUUCCCAAGAUACUGGUAAAUACUGUUUCGGUAUUGAUGAUACUUUGAAGGCACUUGAGAUGGGUGCUGUCGAGACAUUGAUUGUUUGGGAGAACCUUGCUGCUAACCGUUAUAUUCUUCGUGAUGCCUCUGGUACCGAAACUGUUGUCUAUCCUACUGCUGAUGAAGAAAAGACCAAGUCCUUCUUGGUCGACAAGAGUCCUGACGCUACCACCAACGCUGAAAUGGAGGUUGUCGAAUGCAUGCCUUUAUUAGAAUGGUUCACUCACAAGUACAAGGAAUUCGGUGCCGUGCUUGAGAUUGUCACUGAUCGUUCUCAAGAAGGUUCUCAAUUCGUUAGAGGCUUUGGUGGUAUUGGUGGUAUUCUCAGAUAUCGUGUCAACUUUGAACAGCUCAACUACGACUCUGAUGAAUUCAUUUCUGAUGAUGACGAGGAAUAUAUCUAG